AACAAUACAGCGCUUCCGGUCGUGCGGAGCUCAGCAUGGUUACGCAUGUGGCUAUUCUUAUAACUCACUUAUAAUGCCUGCUUUAAUUUCAUACUUUUUUUGAAUAACCGUUAUUUGGUAAGUUGCGAUCUAUUACCUCUCGUGACGUAGUCUGUUUAACAACUAACGUCACGCGCAGUUAUUUUAAAGUAGUUUUGUGUUCGCAGAUUAAAAUUAUUUGCGAUAAAUAAUGGAAAUUGAGGGCAGAGAAUUCCUCAAUACACCCCCGAAGAAAACUGUGCGUUUUGGAGGCACAGUUGCCAGUACGUUAGCGAAGGUGCAGGAGGGCGACACAAGGGAUUAUGAACUGAUAAAACAUCAACUCUCAGAUCCUGACAUUAAGGACGCUCAGAUUAUCAACUGGCUGCAGGAAUUAAGGACCUGUGUCACUCAACUUGGCAAAGAUCACGAGCAGUUAAUAUAUGUUGUUUUGAAGCUGCCAUGGCUCAGUCGCGGUCAGGCGGUGGUGGACGAAUAUCUGGCCUUUCUGAGUAACCUGGUGUCGGCGCAGACAGUUUAUCUCAGAGUCUGUCUCAGGAUGGUCAUUGCUAAUUUUGCACCACAGAGAAUACGAAUCCAAGAAGGGAAUGUGGAUAUUUCAGAUUCUGAUGACGAAGAUGAAAAUCUGCCGAGGACAUUUGAUCAUUGUCAUCAAGCCUUACAGCUGAUUGCAAGAUAUGUUCCAUCAACCAGUCGAUUCCUGAUGCCGAUCCUUUCCGACAAGUUCCCUUUUGUGCAGAAGUCCUCCAGAACACUUGAGUGUUAUGUGCACAACCUGCUGAGAGUUUCAGUCUACAUCCCUGACCUGAGGAGAGACAUCCUAGAGCUCAUCAUCAGCAAAAAGCUCAUGCUAGAUGUUAGUGCACCACGGAGUGAGAUUGAAGAAGUAGAAAGUGAUGCUCAUGCUAACGGGGCAUCACACGAUGACUGCCUCUUUGACAUGGAUGAGGAAGAGGACUCUCGACUGGAUUCAACAAGGCCUGAUGGAGCUGUGAUGGUUCAUCCCAUGGCACAGAGACUGGACACAAUGAUGACCGUCCUGCUGUCUUACAUUAAGGACAUUUGCUAUGUCAAUGGCUCAUUAGAUAUAGAGAAAACCAAAGCUCUCUACAGAGACCUGGUGUCCGUGUUCGAUAAGGUGGUGCUUCCUACUCACGCUUCCUGUCAUGUACAGUACUACAUGUUCUACCUGUGCAGCUUCCACCUGGGCUUGGCUGAAGCUUUUUUAGAUCACUUAUGGAAGAUGUUACAAGCCCCCAACCAGCCCCCAGUCCUGAGACAGGCCGCUGCUGGAUACAUGGGAAGCUUCAUGGCAAGAGCCAAGUUUUUGCCAGUAUCGACAGUCAAGGCCUGUCUGGACCUGUUGGUUCCCUGGUUGCACCUUUACAUUGAUAGUCAAGACUCAGGAUCCAAAGCGUUCUGUGACAUCAAUCUGCACGGCCCAUUUUAUACAGCCUGCCAGGCUGUGUUUUACACACUCAUCUUCAGACACAAUGCCAUUCUGGAGGGCAAUAUGAAGAAAGGGUUGGCGUACUUGCAGGGUUUGAACCUGGAGCGUAUAGUGAUGUGCCGGCUCAACCCGCUGAGGGUCUGUAUGCCUGCUGUCACCAACAUGUUUGCAGCCAUCACCAGGAAGUACCAGCUCGUCUUCUGUUACACCAUUAUUGAGAGAAACAACCGGAACCUGCUGCCAGUGGUGAGCCAUUCAACGGGCGGCAACUCGGUGUCCAUUAACACAAACCCUCUGGAUUGCUUCUUCCCUUUUGAUCCAUAUCUCCUGAAAAGCUCUGGAAAACUCAUUGAGCCAAUCUACCAGGUGUGGGAGGAGCCAUCCGAUUGUAUGAUAGACGUUCCCAAGAAGGACGUGAGAAAGGGGUCUAUGGAGGAGGAAGAUGACUUCCUGCAUGGAGAAACGCCUCAUGGAGACUCACUAGUAGGCAUGACUCCUGGCUCUUAUGACUCUCUGCACAGUCCGCGGAGUGUUGGCUCUCCCCCCAUCUCCUUCCUGCAGCGGCCUUUCUGAUCCACCGCUGUAGCUCUCAGCUGUUCACAGAACACACCAGGAGGGGGCGCUCAAGGACUGCUUGUGCUUGUGUUAGCACAGAUCUUACUGGGGCCCUUCACAUACCAGCAUUACUGACCCCAGUGUGCGGCAGUACUUUUACUAAACCCUCACUCAAGACCGUGUCAUAAAAUGUAAAAGUUUAUUGCACACUUGUGCUAUAUUAAUAGAAACAUCAGCGGUUUUAAGUACAAACUAUCACUUUAAUCACUUUGAAUAAAUUAGUUUUUUUUCUGUGAUAUUUUCAGUUUGUUCUGAAAAAAAUUGAGAUUUGAAUUGCUGGCGGUGUGUUUAAAGGUAAAUGGGUGUCAAUUCCCAUGUUAUGAGUUUGAGCUCGAGCUAAACCUUGUCUGUUUGCACAAAAUAUUCUGUAAAAAUUGACAUACAGAGAACACUUUAUUGUAAAAAUGUUUUUCUGUGUUAUUUGUUAAAAUUAUAACUUGUCGCCCUAGGCAUAUUCUGUACAAAUAUCAAAUCUCCGCACUGAGCUGUACUUUGCGCUACAGUUUUGAAUUCAACUUUUGAAAUUAACGUCAAGUAAUAAAUUGGUCUGGCUGUUUUAUUACAAUGUGGAAAA
Puntigrus tetrazona (Sumatra barb) is the source of this 2678-nucleotide messenger RNA. It is a transcript of the gene rrn3, whose product is annotated as RRN3 homolog, RNA polymerase I transcription factor. Gene Ontology annotation, cellular component: nucleus. Lineage: Eukaryota; Metazoa; Chordata; Actinopteri; Cypriniformes; Cyprinidae. The record is from RefSeq and is a predicted model, not a curated record. The transcript has 17 exons. Bases 230 to 2062 code for a protein of 610 amino acids. Gene Ontology annotation, biological process: transcription initiation at RNA polymerase I promoter. Gene Ontology annotation, molecular function: RNA polymerase I core binding; RNA polymerase I general transcription initiation factor activity.